GUGAUGCUACUGCAGAGGAUUCCGGAGCGCGAGCUCGGAACGCAGCGGGAGAGAAGUAACCACUCCCCCUCUUCUCCUCUUUACUUCAAGUAACGGCAGGUUGUGCCGGUGGAGUAAACCGCAGCCCAACAUGAUCCCCUCCGAUUGAUGCGCAAACACGUCAAGUGUUUUGCCAAGCAGCUGAUCGGCUUUCAUCAGUUAAAGCCAUGCCUGACAAGUAAAGAUCCCUACUUGCUCAAGGCAAUAAAACAUUUUUUUAAAAACAGCCCCCUACAUGUCUCUGCAAGUAGACUCCCUCUUGUCCGUCCUGCUGGAGUAAAUCCCCACCUUCCAGAUAGGCCCUACUGCCCUCUCUCCACCGCCCCACUACUGCCCCUCCACAUCCACCUGUCACAAUGCCGCUCCACCUCAGAAUGGUCAACACCUAAAGAUUCCCAUGCGUCCAGUGAGCGACGGUCCUGCUCCUGUAAGCUUCUCGCGCCCCCACCCCCCAGUUGGCCCCCUGCCCACCUCUGAGAUGUCCCUGCUCCACUCGCUGGGCCCAGUGCAGAGCUGGUUGGGCCAGGAGCUGGAGAAGUGCGGGAUCGAUGCCAUGAUCUACACCCGCUACGUCCUCAGCCUGCUCCUGCACGACAGUUACGACCUGCAGGAUCAGGAAAAUGACAUCUUGGGCUGGGAGAAGGGAACUGGGAAGAAAUGGGGCAAGAGUAAGAAGAAAGGAGGAGGGACGGACCUAAGUCUGGAGGAGAUAAAGAAGCAAGCCGCUGUGCAGUGCCUGCGUUCAGCAUCCGAUGAAAACUCUGGAAUUGAGAGCCUGGUCGAGGAGCUUUGCUCCAAACUCAAGGACAUCCAAAACAAACAGAAAGAAGAAAAACUGCUCAACAAAUCUUAUGGAUCUCAGUCUCCUGAACAAGUUGAGUCCUCUUCCUCAAAGGACCAAGUGGAAAUGUAUUACGAAGCCUUUCCUCCUUUGUCAGAGGGAACUGUUUGUCUCCAAGAGAUCAUGACGGUGUGGAACAAAGCUAAAGCCAGUGCUUACUCUGGCUCAUCAUCCUCUGCAGCCCCGCAGACCAGCACUGACACCUCCUCCCCAAAAGAUUGCAACAGCGAUGGUGAAGCUGCUAAUGAGAGAACCCCUGAGGCAUGCUGCACUACCACUAACCCAACCAGCGAGAGAGCCCAACAGCGACGCAGCAAGAAGGAGAAAGAGAACCGAUACCAUGGUGGCGCAACAGCGGAGGACCGAGCUGCCUAUCACAGCAAGAGGCAGGCGAGGCACAGGUCAGAGGGCAAGUAUCGGCCUCGCUCCUGGUCCUCUGGCUCUAGUGAGGCUGGCUCGAGCUCCAGCGGGAACCCAGGCGAUUCCAAAAUCUCCAGCAGGAAAGCAGUCAGAAUCAGGCACAAGUCCAAGGAGGCGGGCAGCAGGAGUAAGAGGGGGCGCAACAGAGGACAAGUGAAACUGGCUCUGCAGGCCAUUGACAAAGAGGGGCGCAGGAAUGCUGGAGGCAGCAGCAGCACCACCACUGGAGGCCCUGCAAGGCAAACACAGCCUUACAAAAAGGGGAACAGGCCGCUGAAGGAGAUUCGAAAAUAUCCAGGUUGGGGGGAGGCAAAGGAGUCCGGAGCUGAGGCCAGCAACAAAAAGGAGUACAUGGAAGAGCCCCUGUGGUACACAGAGCCCAUCACAGAGUAUUUUGUACCUUUCAGUAGCAGAAAGAGCAAACUGGAAACAAAGUACCGGAGUAAGGUGGACUCUCCAGACGACUCGACUAUGUCCGCCAACUUUGAAGGGCUGUCUGAAAGAAUGCAAGGCAUCUACAUUGCCAACGCAAGCUUCCAGAGGGCGUAUCUGGCAGCGGGAACCUUUGUGGAUGGGCACUUUGUUGAGGUGCCAGGCGACUCGAAUGAGGAGGCUAACGACCUCAAUGGGACCUCAAGCUUCCCUCCGCCUGAGGAUAGUAGAGAUUUAGAUGAUGACCAUCUGUCUGAAUUCACUCACUUCUAUGAAGUUGAUAUUUAUCAAUCCAUAUUGGAUCCUAGUGCCUCAGACUCAGUACAAGAGAGUCGGAUCUUGAGCAUGAUUCGACAGAAGAGCGAAGAACAAAGAGACUUUGAGACAGAAUGUUGUUUAGUGUUAGAUGGCCUUGAGCUGCAAGGGGAAAGUGCAAUAAGGGUGGGCUGUCUGGAUGCUUUGGGAGAUGAUGGGUUCCUCAUGCAGGAUUUGGAAAACAUGGCUCAGGUCUGGGGAUGUUAUUCAUCCUCUAGCUCUGAAGAUAAAGAUGGAGAAAGCUUUAGAGGGGACUCUCCCGUUCAGCUCUCCCCCGCUUUGGACGGUGUUACAUUCACCAUCAGCACGCUGCCUGGAAACCUGGAGGAGCCUCAUCUCCCAGAAGCCACGAGCGAAGCGUCUGGUCUGAACAACUCGUGCUUGUCUCUUUUUGAGCUGCAGUACGAUAGCCUCACUCUUUCUUUUCCCUGCGACUCACUCACCGUUGGUCAAGAAAACAACACAGAUUCAAGUAGCUGUCUAGAACCACAUUGUAACAAGCAGUCUCGUUUGCUAAUUUGGACCAAAAAUAGUGCCUUCGAUGAAACUGAACAUUGUUCAAACCUUUCAACCCGAACCUGCAGUCCAUGGUCGCAUUCGGAAGAGACACGUUCAGACAAUGAGCAAAUAAACGUUCAUACAGAGGAGUCUGCUCUAAUUGGCAAUGAAGAGAUUAAUUGUAUAAUCCUCCCCAUCUCUGGUACAUACCUAGAGGAAGAAAUCCUGGACUUUUUACAAGAAGACACCAGUCGUCAGUGCGAUGAGGCCAAUGUAGGCACAGUGUCCAAUCCGACCUUCGCAAAGAAAUCUAAAUUGGAGUCCAUUUGUGGAAUAGCGUUAGAACAGUACGACGCUGCCAUGUUUUCGCAUGACACAAACCAACAGUGUGACAACUACAGCUCAGGGAUAAUAAAGGACAUUUGGACAGCUAUCGGAGAUGGAGAUCCUGAACUAUCACUAGGAGGAGAGAAGCCAGGCGAGGACUUGUUCUCCAAAGAGUCGAGCAGCUACCACUGCGGUUGUCUUGACGUGCAGGUUAAGGAAGUUGGUCCCAUCCAGGGGCCUCUGAAGAAGGCAGUGCAGCACUCUGAGUACCACCUGUGGGAAGGCAAGAAUGAAGAGCAGGCCCUCCUGGCCAAAAAUGAACUCUCGAAGAUGAAUGCUUCCGGGGAUUACAUGACGCCGUCCAAGCCCUGGGACGUGAACCCUGAGAAAGACAACACUUCGUUCAUCCUGGGAGGAGUGUACGGAGAGCUGAAGACAUUCAGUGGUGAUCAGGACUGGGCCGUGGUGCCGCCUGGCGACGCGAGAGGCAGCCUGCUACAGUGUGCCGCUGCUGCCGCCUCUGGCUCAGACGUGGUCACCAUUGCUGGUACAGACGUGUUCAUGAAUACGGGCAGCUGCUUUGCCCCUGGCCAUAAACCCUUCUGGAGGCCCCUGGUCUCCUUCGGGCAGAGCGACCAGGCUACUAAAGGAGGUGGGGAAGGUUUGCAUAAGGGAUUUUCUUUAAUCUUCCAUGAAGAUUUACUCGGAUCCUGUGCAGGCUUCCAAGGCGAGGAGCCAGGGCUCGACAACCCGUUUGCGUCCUUCGAUCUGAACAAUCAGUUCUCUCAAGUCCUCCACGUAGAGUGCUCCUUCGAGCCUGAGGACAUGUCUUCGUUCAGCCCGGGGUUCAAGCCCAAGUCUAUAUUGUGCUCGGACUCUGAGAACGACGCUUUCCACCCACGGCUAUACGGCAUCAACCAGACCACCCAGUACAGGGCCAUCCGCAUCUCCCCCAGGACUCACUUCCGACCCAUAUCCGCCUCAGAGCUGUCGCCCGGUGGAGGAAGCGAGUCGGAGGCUGAUUCCGAGAAAGAAGAGAAGAGUGUUCCAUUCCUGGCCCUGCCAGAUCUCUUCGAUGACCCUCAGGCCGACCUCAAGCCGCUGGAGGAGGACGCAGAAAAUGAGGGCCCCUGCUACGGGAAGUCAGAACUGGAAUCUGGUAAAUUCCUGCCCAGAUUGAAGAAGUCUGGCAUGGAGAAGAGUGCCCAGACCUCACUGGAUUCUCAGGAGGGCUCCAGCACCCUUCUGCCAAUCGCUGAGCAAGAGAUCUGCUUAGACUGCGAAAUGGCGGCCGCAGCAGGAGCAGCAACAUUGAUGGCAAGCGGACGGAUGGACGUCCCAGUCAAUCAGAUUCAGAAGGAAGAAUCUUGCAGAGAGAAGGAAGCCUGCAAAUGUGCAGCGGCUGGUCAGUGUCCCACAUAUGGGAAAACCUAUGACUUCAUUGAAGAUUUGCAUGAGUUCCCUCUAUUAAAUAUUAGUGGACAGGGAGGAACUGGCAGCCAGCAAGAUGAGUGCUGGUGGCAGAACACACUCUGUUCCCCCCUUUUCCCCGGAUCUCAGUGUACAGGGAGCAGCAACAUCUGAUAACUCUAGCUCUGUGGAGUGUAAGCCUAUUGUCGAGAGGAUAUAACCUCUUCUCGUUUGACUGCACCUCUACUAGCAGAUAUAGGGGAGACCUCAGGACCGGGAAACCAAAAGCUUCUGGACAGAGGAACCCCCCCACAUCCCAACCCUGCUGAUUUUCAUUUACUAACUUGAAUCGUAUGUAAUCAACAACCACAACAAAAGAGUGAAAAUAUGAAAAAAAAGAAGAAAAAAAAUGUUCUACAUGUCUUUGUGAUGCAAGAUCUGAAUACAUGCAUACAUAGAUUUUGCUUUAGUUGAUUCUUCCAGACAUGAAUAAUCUUCAUUAGUCACAGUUAGAUAUAAGGGACUAUCUUGUUUUUCCUUCCAUCGGUUUUUCCAGCUUUCUUUUUGCUUUUAAACUAGGAUACUGGUAGUUGUGUCCAAAUUGUUGUGCCUGUCCUACUAGUCUCACUCCUUCUUUUCUAGUGUAACUGCUACAAUUUCCAUGAACCAACUGUGAUGUCGCUCUUCAUAACGUAGUAUGAAAGCACCGCGAUUGCAUCCUCUUUCUCCACCCCUAUCAUUCAGAAAGUGAAGGAAGAAAUUUGAGUUGUGCAAUAACUUAGAAGUUUAUUUCGGUAGCAUGGGUGCCUUUCUGAAUGUGGAAAGAGAAAGAAUGUGUGCAGCUUUCCUCUGAAAAAUCUGUAUCAAAGAUCCCCCCCCCCCCAAGAAGUGUGCAAAGUUGCUCUAAA
This is a messenger RNA of Salvelinus namaycush (lake trout), 5190 nucleotides long. RefSeq lists its product as uncharacterized. Bases 437 to 4456 code for a protein of 1339 amino acids. The transcript is spliced from 8 exons. Lineage: Eukaryota; Metazoa; Chordata; Actinopteri; Salmoniformes; Salmonidae. The record is from RefSeq and is a predicted model, not a curated record.